This is a messenger RNA of Apiotrichum porosum, 1227 nucleotides long. RefSeq lists its product as uncharacterized. The record is from RefSeq and is a predicted model, not a curated record. The transcript is spliced from 4 exons. The coding region runs from base 1 to 1227 and encodes 408 amino acids. Lineage: Eukaryota; Fungi; Basidiomycota; Tremellomycetes; Trichosporonales; Trichosporonaceae.
AUGUCCUCAUCGGCUGACGCGGCCGCUACCUCAGCCGCCGUUGCUACGUCCGCGAACGUUGCCGACACCAGCUCGGUCGUCGUCGACACGACGUCCCCCCCAGUGACCACCGUCGACACGACUUCGGUCGCCCCGGACACGACCACCGACGUCACUCCUACCACCUCGGACCCGGGUGUUACGACCAGUCCCACGACCAGCCCGACGACCAGCCCCACCUCUGACCCUGGCGUUUCCACGGGCGGUGGCUCAACCUCGCCGACGACUGGCGGCGAAGUCACGUCGUCUGCCCCUGUAAACACUGGAGAAACGUCCAACACUGCAUCGGUCACUGGAGACACUGGUUCGGUGACCAGUGCGGCGACCGGGGCCUCUUCUCAGUCUUCUGUUGCUGAGGGUGUGACUUCAUAUGUUUACACCACUGUUACGUAUGCCAAUGGAACUGUCGAGACUUCGGCUGCAGCCGUCCACAGCGGCGGCAGCACCAACCACACUGGCGCUAUCGUUGGUGGAGUUGUUGGUGGCGUGUGCGGUCUCGCUAUCAUCAUCGGUCUCUUCGUCUGGCUCUUCCGCAAGCGCAGGAGGAACUACCGUGACGACUUUGAUGACAUGAUGUUUGACCCUGGCCGCGCUCAGAACCAUGCUCCUGUGGACCUUGCCGACGACGAGGGUGCGCCCACUGUCGACCCCUACUCGUACGGUGUCGCCUCUACCUCGGCCACUCACACGUCGCCCGACAUGAGCCAGCACCACAGCUACGGCGAGUACGGCGCUACCCUGUCGCCCGGUGCCGCGGUCACCGCUUCGCACAGCGGCACUUCGGAGAGCAACUACUACGCUGGCGCCGAAGGUCUCUCUCACGCGACCUCGUCAUCGGCUGGCUACGCUGGCCGUGGUGCCGGUGCCGCGGGUGUCACGCCGUUCCCUACUGCCCAGGUCGCUGGUGGACCCUCGCAGCCCGUCCCCGGCAACGUCUACGACCCCGCCACUGCCGGCAUGUCUGCCAAGCAGAUGGAGGCGUACCAAGAGUCGCAGCGCUUCCACAUCCAGAACCAGCCUAACUCGCCCACGUACGGCGGCCCAAGUCUUGCCGGCCCCAGCGACGGUAUCACUGUGCACCAGGACGGCGGCGCGUUCGAGGAGGAGGCCGCUACCGGCAACGAGAUCCCCCCUACGUAUGACUCGCUUUCCAACUCGCGUCUCUCGAACAACCCGCACUCGCCCUAA